CCGUCACUUCCUCGUAGUGUAGGAUGCAAACGAAGAGUCUGCUUUCUGCUUUCCUAUUGGCUGUUUGAUCCGGCUCCGCUCUUAGCCAAUCAAACUACUUCCCAUCACCCCUCCGGUAGCUCUUAUAAAUUACAUCAAAUUGGUUAUCCUUUUCACAUCCUUCUCCUUGAAAAAGAAGCUGUAACUGCAUUUUUAGCCGUAAUGUCAGGACGCGGAAAGCAGGGAGGCAAAGCUCGCGCCAAGGCCAAGUCUCGAUCGUCCCGCGCUGGCCUUCAGUUCCCGGUGGGGCGAGUGCACCGCUUGCUGCGCAAAGGCAACUACGCCGAGCGGGUGGGGGCCGGCGCGCCGGUGUACCUGGCGGCAGUGCUGGAGUACCUGACUGCGGAGAUCCUGGAGCUGGCGGGUAACGCGGCCCGAGAUAAUAAGAAGACGCGCAUCAUCCCUCGUCAUUUGCAACUAGCUGUGAGAAAUGACGAAGAGCUCAACAAGUUACUCGGGGGUGUCACCAUUGCCCAGGGCGGCGUCUUGCCCAAUAUCCAGGCUGUCUUGUUGCCUAAGAAAACGGAAAGCCACAAGCCUGGCAAGAACAAGUAAUUAGGAGGCUUGACACCAUCCCCACUCUCCCCAAAGGCUCUUUUAAGAGCCA
Messenger RNA from Equus quagga, 646 nucleotides. RefSeq names its product histone H2A type 2-B. Gene Ontology annotation, cellular component: nucleosome. Gene Ontology annotation, molecular function: structural constituent of chromatin; protein heterodimerization activity; DNA binding. The record is from RefSeq and is a predicted model, not a curated record. The transcript has a single exon. Bases 202 to 594 code for a protein of 130 amino acids. NCBI's taxonomy places the organism in Eukaryota, Metazoa, Chordata, Mammalia, Perissodactyla, Equidae.